Molecule: messenger RNA, 1083 nt
Organism: Phacochoerus africanus (Common warthog)
Lineage: Eukaryota; Metazoa; Chordata; Mammalia; Artiodactyla; Suidae
Gene: TEX44
Product: testis expressed 44
Exons: 1
Coding region: 1-1083 (360 amino acids)
Source: RefSeq, a predicted model, not a curated record
AUGACCUCCGUGCCUUUGGGAGAGGCCAGAGCCGCCAGCAUCCCCACACAUGGUGAGAGCAGGUCAACAGACAUCCCAGCAGUGGGGUCCCGAAGUCAGGUCCCCCUCCUCGCAGAUGUCCCAUUGGCUCACAGCACCGCAGUGUCAGCUGACCAGCGGGAUGUAGACCAGGCCUCCGUCCAGCCAGCCACCUUGGAGGCCGUGUCAGAGUCUGGGGACAAGGACAAGCAUGAAGCUGCCGUAGGAUCUGCCCAGGAGCCCACGGAGGUCCUGCUUGCUUACUUGGCCCCAGAUGCGCUGCAAACAUCCAGGGGCCUCCAGAGCCUGCUGCAGGACGGGCCGCUGCAAGAUGCGAGGAUGACCCAGAGUCCUCAGAGCCUCCAACACACCUCCCCAACUGAGGAGGAGCAGGAGACACCGCAAACAGCGGGCAUCUCAGACAUGGAGCCGGAACCAGCCUCAUCUCUCCCAAGUGUUCAGGUGCAGCCCCCCCAAAAUGCGGAGGCACCGCCUGUCGUGAGCGCUGCAGACGCCAAUGGCCAGCUUGAUACUCUGGCCACUGGCACCACUGAAGCUGUUGAGGAGAAAUCUGAGGGUCCAGAGGCCUUGGACCCUGACACAGACACUGCACCAUCGGCCCCCGCCUUGCCUGGCUGCCGACAGGUGGCCCUGGGGAGGAGGCGCCUGGACUUCAUGGCCAGAGAGGAGAACAGCUACAUGCGCUCUGUGACCAGCUUGCUGGGCGGGGGCGAGGGGCCCAUCAGCUCCCUGGCAGACAUCCUGGUGUGGUCUGAGACCACCAUGGGCAUGACCAGGGGCAUCCUGGCCCCUGGCCACGGCUCCAUGACAGACCUGCUACGCAGCACAGGGCCCCACCUGCACCCCGCCUCCAGCAUCCUGGGGAGCCCCAGCGCCGCCUUCUCCUCCGGGCUGGUAGUGGGGACCAGCUCGGCCCUGCGCUCCAUCACCCACAUGCUGGAACUGGCAGAGCGCAGGACCAUGGAGGGCAUCCGCUUGGCCGUGCGCUACCUGACCAGCCACCUCACCUCUCGCCAGGCCCACACGGGUCCCAACCUCAACUAG